Agrilus planipennis (emerald ash borer) is the source of this 1485-nucleotide messenger RNA. Its product is annotated as lipase 3-like. Gene Ontology annotation, molecular function: hydrolase activity, acting on ester bonds. Gene Ontology annotation, biological process: lipid metabolic process. The record is from RefSeq and is a predicted model, not a curated record. NCBI's taxonomy places the organism in Eukaryota, Metazoa, Arthropoda, Insecta, Coleoptera, Buprestidae. The transcript has 7 exons. Bases 102 to 1427 code for a protein of 441 amino acids.
GAUCGAGUGUAUAAUAUACGUAUGUUACUGUAAAACCUCCUAUUCUCAUUGAUACAAGUCAAGGGCUUUUGACCUGCUAUAGGUACAAAUAAAGUGUUGAGAUGCUAUUAGGUGCGCAAUGUCUCAUAUCAACCAUGCAGUCAAUAAGUUUGAUAGUGCUUGUGAUUAGUGGCGUUCUGUCGGAUAUGAGAAAUCAAAAGAACAACGUGUGCCCAACGUUUGAGGACUAUUUUACAAUUGAAAAUAACCCCCGGUGUUGGUUUGACAUUGCCGCAGCCUCAGAUGUGGUCACAAUUAUUCAAAGUAGAGGUUACCCUGUCGAAGUUCAUAAGGUGAUAACGGAGGACGGAUAUAUUUUAACAAUGCAUCGCAUCCCUAACACUCGCCACCCCAGGCGAAAACGGUACCCAAUAUUUUUACAGCAUGGUCUCAUAGCCACAUCUGCAAAUUUCGCAACUCAAUCAAGAAAUGUUUCAAUGGCUUUUAUCCUUUCGGACGCUGGUUAUGACAUUUGGAUGGGGAAUUACAGAGGAACCACUUAUUCACAGGAACAUGUUCGCCUGACAGUACGUGAUAAUGAAUAUUGGAAUCACAGUUUAGAUCAUUUAGGAUUAAUGGACAUACCUGCGAUGCUAAAUAAAAUAGCGGAAGUUACUGGAAAAAAGGGAGAAACAAUAGUAAUAGGUCAUUCAUUGGGGACAACCAUAUCCAUGAUAUACGCUUCAGCUAGGCCAGAAGAAGCAAGGCGCAACAUAAAGUUUAUGGUACUUCUAGCACCUGCUGCAACUUUAACAAAUAUGAUUUCUCCGUUCCGAAUUUUGGCCCCGUUGUCAGAAGCAAUAUUGGACGUCGUUGUAUCCAAUGACUUGAUACGAGUAGUAUCAUCCCCAAAUAUAAGCAAUCUUUACUCGAGGACACUGUGUUUAGAUUCUCCAAUUGUCCUGAAGAGAUGCGAACAGAUUUUCAAUAUAUUCUAUGGUCCCUAUAGUCAAAUGGGCGCAGAACUAUUACCCGUUUUCUUCUGGCAUUUACCAGCAGGAACUAGUGUAAAAGUAAUAAGACAUGCGGCUGAUUUGGUAUUGGGAAAAUUUCAUAUGUACGACAACGGUGCCAAGAUCAAUGAAAGGAUAUAUGGGUCCAAAUCGCCACCUGUUUACAAUACCAAAAAUAUAAGAGUUCCUACCCUAAUUAUGUAUGCCGUUAAUGAUUGGGCAUGUGGUAAAAAAGAUGCACUUGUAUUAGCGAGCCACAUGUCUCCCGAAGUCUUACCAUUUGGAAUCGCUGAAAUUGAUAUUAAAGAUUUUAAUCAUAUGGAUUUCCUAUACGGAUCGGGUGUGAAAAAAAUUGUAACUGAUAGACUGAUGAGACUGUUUGAUACACUACACAAGUUACCGAUAAAACGUACCCAAAAUGUACCUAUCCUGUAAAUACAAAUUAUCUAAUAAUUGUUAUAAUGAUUGUUAAAAAUAAAAAAUAUUUAAUUAA